UAAGCUAAUUGCAACAAGUGAAUGAUCUGAGAAAAACAGUCAGACUCGUACUAUGUCCUUUACUCCUUUAUGAACAAAAGGUGAUUCACACCAUACAAACACACCUCUUUUGCACACGUCUCGAGACAGGAAACGCUCAGUUGAGAGAAACUGAAACUUAAGUGUUGUUCAGCUGUUGUCUGGCUGUAUCCUGUGUUGAAAUGGCAGAAGCCAGUAUUUCAGUGGCUGAAGAAGAUCAGUUCAGCUGUUCAAUCUGCCUGGAUCCACUGAAGGAUCCAGUGACGAUCCCCUGUGGACACAGUUACUGUAUGAUCUGCAUUACAGACUGCUGGAAUAAAGAUGAUCAGAAGAGAGUUUCCAGCUGCCCUCAGUGCAGACAGACCUUCACUCCAAGACCUGUUUUAAACAAGAAUGUGAUGCUGGCUGAAAUGGUGGAAACACUUAUGAAGACAAAAGUUCAAACACCUCGUCCUGCUCUCAGUUAUGCUGGACCUGGAGAUGUGCAGUGUGACGUCUGCACUGGAAGGAAACGCAAAGCUGUAAAGUCCUGUCUGAUGUGUCUCGAAUCAUACUGUCAAAGUCACUUUGAGUGUCAUGAAGAAUUUCGUUCAAGGAAACGACACAAAGUGACUGAUGCCACUGGACGACUGCAGGACAUGAUCUGUCCUCAACAUGAAAGACUGAUGGAGGUUUACUGUCGUACUGACCAGUGCUGUAUUUGUUUGAUGUGUGUGGUGGAUGACCACAAAAAUCACGAUACUGUUUCAACUAAAGCAGAGAGAAAGGAGAAACAGAAACGGGUUGAAGAGACAGUAAUAAUAUUCCAGAAGAGAAUUCAGGAGAGGCAAACAAAGCUCCAGGAGCUCAGAGAGUCUGUGCAGACUCACAGGCGCUCUGCACAGGCUGCUGUGCAGGACAGUGAGAAGAUCUUUACUGAACUGAUCCGCUCCAUUAAGAAACGCCGAUCUGAGGUGACACGGAUGAUCAGAGAUCAGGAAAAGGAUGCAGUGAGUCGAGCUGAAGGACUCUUGAAGCGACUGGAGCAGGAGAUUGAUGAUCUGAGGAGGAGAGAAGCUGAGCUGAAGCAGCUUUCACACACUGAUGAUCACAUUCAUUUCCUACAGAGAUUCCAGUCUGUUUCCGGCCCUCCUGCAUCUACAGACUGCACCACUGUCCGUUCUGUCUGGACUUAUGAUGAUGCAAGAAGAUCUGUAUCUCUGUUAAGAAGUACAUUUGAGAAUUUCUGCAAAGAGGAGAUGGAGAAGUUAUCUGUGAAACACAUCAAAAUGACUGAACCCAGAACCAGGGAGGACUUCUUACACUAUUCACAACAGUUAACUCUGGAUUCUGAGUCAGUGCAUAAACGUCUCUGUCUGUCUGAGGAAAACACAAUGGCUACUUGUGCUGACACAAUCCAACUGUAUCCUAAUCAUCCGGACAGAUUUGAUGUUUGGCCUCAGGUGUUGUGUAGAGAGAGUGUGUGUGGACGAUGUUACUGGGAGGUGGAGUGGAGUGGUGCUGUGGGACUAUCAGUGUCAUAUAAGAGCAUCAGCAGGAAAGGACAGGGUGAUGAGUGUAAAUUUGGAAGUAAUAAUCAGUCCUGGAGAUUAUUUUGCACUAGCUCUGGGUACAUAUAUAGUCACAAUAACAACAAAUCUGGACACCCUGUAGUCUACAGCUCCUCUAGAAUAGGAGUGUAUGUGGAUCACAGUGCAGGAAUUCUGUCCUUUUACAGCGUCUCUGACACAAUGACCCUCAUCCACAAAGUCCAGACCGUAUUCACUCAGCCGCUCUAUCCAGGGUUUGGGGUCAAUCAGGAAUCAUCAGUAAAACUGUGCCAUCGAGAAGUAUAGAUAAUAUAUAAAAUGAUCACAAUCAUAUGGCAGUUAGUCUCUUAUCGGGUCAGUUAAUUUGAUUGUAGUGUACAUAUUAAUUUGUAUGUAAAAAAAUAAUGACAAUACAUUAUAUCAGUACCUGCCAUAUUAUUUUGCAGUUUUAUUUUAACAUUAAAUAUCACAAGUAACUGAAAUUCUCCAUUUCACUUUAGCUUUAUUAAAAUUUUAAAUCAUUAUAGGCUACUUUUCCGAUUGAUAGAUUACUUUACUACAUUGUUCUUAGACAAUACAUAAUCAAAAACAAUUAUCGAUUUCUCAAUUGUCUAAAAUUAUCAGGCACUGUACCUGCACUGUGACAUUUUGCAUUUUGACAUUAGGCUACAUGAACAAAAUUAAAUCUAUAUUAUUUUGAACUGUUAUGGCUAUAUCGUUUGACCACUCAGGAUCCAAACAUGGCGAAUAAAAAACUCAGCAUUUCUAGGACAAACAGUGGCUACUCGCAAGCACACAGUCCAUGCAUCCCGAUCAUCUGGACAGAUUUGAUGUUUUUUACUCAGGUGUUGUGUAGAGAGUGUGUGGAGUGGAGUGGGUAUAUCAGUGUAAUAUAGAUCAUCAGCAGGAACAGAAGGGACGGGGUGAUGAUCAUUAGAUGUAAUGAUCAGUACUGGAUAUUGUUCUGCUCUUGCUCCAAAUAUUUUCAUCGCUUGAGUUUGCCUGCAACUUUGGAAGCAAUUUAUUCUUAAAAAAGUAAUGGAGUUCACACAUUUAAU
Molecule: messenger RNA, 2605 nt
Organism: Pimephales promelas (fathead minnow)
Lineage: Eukaryota; Metazoa; Chordata; Actinopteri; Cypriniformes; Leuciscidae
Product: E3 ubiquitin/ISG15 ligase TRIM25
Molecular function (GO): protein binding; zinc ion binding
Source: RefSeq, a predicted model, not a curated record